Messenger RNA from Aspergillus clavatus NRRL 1, 1266 nucleotides. RefSeq names its product serine/threonine-protein phosphatase 2A activator. Bases 1 to 1266 code for a protein of 421 amino acids. Gene Ontology annotation, molecular function: peptidyl-prolyl cis-trans isomerase activity; protein tyrosine phosphatase activator activity. The transcript has a single exon. Gene Ontology annotation, biological process: mitotic spindle organization. Gene Ontology annotation, cellular component: cytoplasm; nucleus; protein phosphatase type 2A complex. Lineage: Eukaryota; Fungi; Ascomycota; Eurotiomycetes; Eurotiales; Aspergillaceae. The record is from RefSeq and is a predicted model, not a curated record.
AUGACUUCUCCCGUGACUACCUCUCCUGCAGGCUCAGGACCGAAGGUCGAUUUGUCCAAGAAGCUGUCCGAGCUCCGAGUGAGUCGCAAGUCUCAAUCUGGUCUCUCGUCACGAGAGCCUGCUCCUGUGACCCCUCGUCUUCCUAACCCGCCAAACCUAUCAUCCCAUCAAUACAUGCGACCUGUUCGGCGCAUUCUCUCGCGCAAAGACCACGAGACGUUUCUCGCAUCGCCGACCUAUACGCUGAUCGUUGGUUUCAUCUUUGGUCUUUCUGAUUCCGUGCGAGGGCAUGCGGUCACAGACUGCAAGGAUCAGCCUGCCUCUGCCAAUGUCUCGAAAAUUCUUUCCGUGGUAGAUCGGAUUCGAGAGCUUCUUGACAAACAUCCGUCGAUUGACCAGGGCGGUUCAAGGUUCGGCAAUCCUGCUUUUCGGGAUCUGUUUGACGAUGUGGCUGCGCAGAGCACAUCAUGGCAUAAAGACAUUCUUGGGUUACAAAAUGAAGAUGCGAUAGCUGAGAUAUCUUCAUAUCUGAUUCACUCCCUGGGAUCAAGAGACCGUUUAGACUAUGGCUCAGGACAUGAGCUGAAUUUCAUGAUGUGGCUAUUGUGUCUUCGCCAGAUGCAGAUGUUAUCGACUGCAGAUUUUCGCAUGAUUGUCUUCAGGGUCUAUCUGAGCUAUAUGCAUCUCAUGCGCGAUGUUCAAGCUACUUAUUAUCUAGAACCCGCUGGCUCCCACGGCGUGUGGGGCCUGGACGAUUACCAUUUUCUGCCGUUCCUGUUUGGAGCAGCUCAGCUGGUGGACCACCCAUAUAUCACACCGCUGGGCAUCCACAACACGGCGAUAUUGGAUGAAGAAGGGGACAGAUAUAUCUACCUCGAUCAAGUGCGGUGGGUGGACAGUGUGAAGACAGUCAAGGGCCUCCGGUGGCACAGUCCCAUGCUGGAUGACAUCUCCGGCGCCAAGAACUGGCUGAAGAUCGAAGGAGGAAUGAAGAAGAUGUUCAUCAAAGAGGUUCUGGGCAAACUGCCCAUCAUGCAGCAUUUUCUCUUUGGCAGCUUGCUCCUGGCGGAUCCCAGUAUGGGAGAGCGCACGGGUGACACCGAGGCGGAGGAGCUUCACGACCAUGGGGAUGGAAAUCCCCAUGCUCGACACACGGAUUAUUUUGGAGACUGCUGCGGCAUCAAAGUGCCGAGUACUGUGGCUGCGGGAGCUGAGAUGCGGAAACGAAUCGGGGGAUCAGGUCUGCGACCCAUCCCAUUCGAUUAG